Trichechus manatus latirostris (Florida manatee) is the source of this 543-nucleotide messenger RNA. RefSeq names its product hes family bHLH transcription factor 3 (gene HES3). Gene Ontology annotation, biological process: regulation of neurogenesis; anterior/posterior pattern specification; regulation of transcription by RNA polymerase II. Gene Ontology annotation, molecular function: RNA polymerase II cis-regulatory region sequence-specific DNA binding; DNA-binding transcription factor activity, RNA polymerase II-specific; protein dimerization activity. The record is from RefSeq and is a predicted model, not a curated record. Lineage: Eukaryota; Metazoa; Chordata; Mammalia; Sirenia; Trichechidae. The transcript has 3 exons. Gene Ontology annotation, cellular component: nucleus. The coding region runs from base 1 to 543 and encodes 180 amino acids.
AUGGAGAAGAAGCGACGUGCACGUAUCAACGUGUCACUGGAGCAGCUCAAGUCUCUGCUGGAGAAACACUAUUCACAUCAGAUCCGGAAACGCAAGUUGGAGAAGGCGGACAUCCUGGAGCUGAGCGUCAAGUACAUGAAAAGCCUGCAGAGCUCCGUGCAAGGGUUCUGGCCGGCCCCUGGCGGCGCCGAGUACCCGUCGGGUUUUCGCGGCUGCCUGCCGGGCGUGAGCCAUCUUUCGCAGCGUGGUGAGGGCGGCGGCCUGCGCUGCCCCCUGGUGCCGGAGAGCGCGGGCGGCAGCACCAUGGACAGCGCAGGUCCUGGUUCCUGCCCCGAGGCGCCCGCGCUGCGCGGCCCCUGCUCCGGCUCGAUCUGGGCUGCCGCUCUGGCUCCGGCCACUGGCGGCCCGCGGUCCCCGCCACCCCGGCUGCUUCUUCCCGGAGGCCCCCCUGACCUGUCCACCAGCGUCCCGGCGCCUCAGCCAGCGUCGCGCCGCCGCCCCGAGAGUCCAGGCCCAGGGCUGCGCUUGUGGCGGCCCUGGUGA